AUGAAAACCGCCGUGUUUUUGACGAAAACCAACCCGCCAUCUUUCCUUUUGACCGCCAUGUCCUCAAAACUGUCCAUGCUUCUGGAUGCCGGCUCAGUGCUUGUUGAAUCACAAUCACCUACCCAAAGUGACCUCAAAACUAUCCUCCAAUCUAGGCUUGUUCGGUACCAUGAACGUCGCGGAACCCAAGCCACGACUGAUGCCUCGGAUUCUCUGGACAAGAUCGAACGCGCUACUGCACUCGCAUCUCUGGACGUCGUUGAAGGAGUCCAGAAUAUGAUUGGUGCAGAAGGUGAUCCAGACGACAUCCCAGCCAUUGGCACGCGCGAUCUUGCACAGCUGCGAACGCUCAUUUCCAUUACAAUCAAAUGGGGGAUCGACCCAUUGCUAGCGAAGCUGAAGUCGUCCUGGCCAGCUAAAGCCUUCCAAGCUUCUGCCCCGUCGCCUAAAAUUGUCGAAAUAUCUGACGUUGCCGAAGACUUUGCUUUGCUCUCGUCAAUGACACUUCGUUUCAUGGGUUUGCUGUUUCCUAGCGGACCACAGUCACCAUUGCCACAGACGUUGGUCACUACGACUAUCCUCAGUAGGCAUGUGGGGCAGAUACUUUCCCCUUGCAUUGCUUUGGGCUGGUUGCCGAAAUCUUUGAAUUCUGGCGAAGCAGUAGCUGUGGAUGCCUUACGACCGCUGACCAUGCGUUUGCUCGCCGUUCUCCCUCCGUCACAAGCUAUCACUGCCCUAGGUGCCGCUCUCUCUUCUCAUCGCGAGGUUCCCCAUAUUCGGAGAAAUUGCGUGUACCUUUUAGGACGUCAGAUUUUGCGUCCUUUCGGUGUAAGAGGCCUAUUUGCAGCAGUGUUGGGAGAAGACGAAGGUUCAGAAGGUGAGAUAGGGUUAGAACAACUGGAACACAUUGCGCGAGUCCUCGGUACGGUUCCAACAAACAUGAAGGACGAGGCAAGUGAAUCCGAAUUCUUCAGUGUCACCGUACCCCAGCUUCUUGCGUUGAUCCAAGAAGUCAAGUAUCCGCAUUACCGACAGGCCGCAGCGUUUGCUAUAUCUCGACUUUGUGACACCCCUGCAGCAUCCAAAAUCAUCCUUUCUGCCAUACACACGCCGCUCCUCAUCCCCGCUUCAAGAGGUUCGAUCAACGAGUUCAGUGCCGAAAAAUCCCUAUCAACACUCAUGACCCUCGUUCUGAACUCGGACCCUUCUCCAACGCUGAUAUCGACGUUGAUAUCUCCCAUAUUUCCGGCACUGUAUUCCCUUCUAUAUCAUAUGGAGCAAGUCAAGACCUCGGAUCCUGAGCUCGUGGAAUCGUUACGAGGCCUCGUCACGACCUGGGGCAGGGUAAUCGGACAGGAAGAAGGACUGAGUACGUCAUGGUAUCUGAUACACAGCGAUAGGCCGGGCUGGCGCGUCGAUAUCGAGGGUCACAUAGAAAGGCUAGAGACGACUGACGAACCCACUGGCCUGUCACUAUUAACACCAGAAGAUCAGGCGAACGUCGAAGAAAUGGACGAGACUGCAAAUAUCCUGAACCUGUUCCCUGAUCCUGCGCAUUUCGUUCGAUUUCUCAAGACUAUCGACCGGUCGGAUAUCACCUCUGAUUUAUUUGUGAGAUUACUGGAGUCUUAUCGGGAAGCGAAAGCUAGUGACGAAGAUCCCCUCAGGACUCUAUUAUACUUGCAACUCGUGAUGCAGCUUCAGACACAAUCGACGACGGGCAAUACCUCCACUGGAAUCCUCGCAAAACCCUCGCAUAUCCUGUCCUUCGUCAAGCAUGCGUUGGAAUCUGCCAACGCUCCGAUGCGACCUGCUCCGUCUACGCGUAGGUCCCCUAAUAUUCUGGAACCAAAAGGACUUGGUUUACAUGGGCUACGAAUCGUGGACGAGGUAGAGGCGCAGGAGGUGACGUUAGAUGGAGACAGCGACGACGAAGAUGAAGAUACCGUGUCUACUGCCCCGGACGACGAGAUAACAGAGACUGCGAUAAAUCUUCUGCUCUCUAUACUUGAAGUGCACGAAGACCUCUCCGCGUGUAACGAACCCUUACUCGACGAUAUUUUCACCUUACUAGAACCGCUAGCCGCAAAUGACAAGUCACCGUCCAUCAAAACAUUAGCAAGGGAAUGUCGAAUGGUGAUGACUGCACGUCUUGCGUCGACGUCAGCGGCCGGGGCAUCACGAGUAAGAAGGGGCGAGGAGGAAGAGGAUAUGCACGCGACUUACCAAAAAGCCUUGAAACUCCUGCAAGACCCUAUAUUACCAGUACGAGCCCAUGGCUUGCUUCUCCUCCGCCAGUUAGUGACGCCAAAACGAUCCUCCUCGACUUCAGUACCACAGCAUAAACCACAGUUGGAUCCCGCGCUCAUGCCUUCGAUCCUCUCCAUCUUCCUGCAGUCUAUCCAAGACGACGACUCGUAUAUAUUUCUGAAUGCGGUCCAGGGCUUGUCAGCGAUGGUGGAGACAAAUGGCAAAGACGUUUUGGGUUCUCUAGUGAAGAUCUACUCAACUGGUUUGGACGGGUUGGCAGCGUCCGUCUCGACGAAGCAUGAUGUAGAUACGAGAAUACGAGUGGGUGAAGCGCUGGGACAGGUUAUACGACGGUGCGGAGACGCGUUGGGCAUCUACGUCGACACCUUAGCACCACCGAUAUUUCAUGUCUUCCGUUCUUCCCACCUCCCUACGACUCUUAGGACGUCUGCACUCUCUUUGCUCACCGAAUGCGAAAAUACCUACUCGCUGGCUCUCAUCCCUUAUACCGUCGACCUCGCCGACAGCAUGAUCGAUCUAUUGCAGCUCGAAAGUGUUUCAAAUACGCAACCACCCAAACCAACGAAACCUGAGCAGGGCGUUUCUCCAGAACGCCAGCGAAGUCGCGAUACAAUGGAUGAUCAACCCACGUCGACCAAUACAAAAUUUCCGCCUCUCAGACGAGCGGCGUUGCAUUUCCUUGCCAUUCUCGCCCGUGCAACUACGAAGCUGGUGUAUGAUGGUGUUCUCGAGCGCCAACCAUUUCCUCCAAGAUUAAUGCAGCGUGCCAAGACGACUUUGGCGUAUGUUGCGUCUGUCGAUAAUGAUAAUAUAGUCAGGGUGAUGGCGAGGGAAGCGGGGGAAUGUCUGGCGCAAUUAGAACAAGCAGAACUAUAA
Messenger RNA from Pleurotus ostreatus (oyster mushroom), 3147 nucleotides. RefSeq lists its product as uncharacterized. Gene Ontology annotation, biological process: protein secretion. The record is from RefSeq and is a predicted model, not a curated record. The transcript is spliced from 7 exons. Lineage: Eukaryota; Fungi; Basidiomycota; Agaricomycetes; Agaricales; Pleurotaceae. Bases 1 to 3147 code for a protein of 1048 amino acids.